Messenger RNA from Colletotrichum graminicola M1.001, 1293 nucleotides. RefSeq names its product beta-glucosidase. NCBI's taxonomy places the organism in Eukaryota, Fungi, Ascomycota, Sordariomycetes, Glomerellales, Glomerellaceae. The coding region runs from base 1 to 1293 and encodes 430 amino acids. The transcript is spliced from 2 exons. The record is from RefSeq and is a predicted model, not a curated record. Gene Ontology annotation, cellular component: cell surface; fungal-type cell wall. Gene Ontology annotation, biological process: fungal-type cell wall organization.
AUGAGGUCCAUCACCAGCAUUGCAAUCGCGGCUUCCCUUGCCGCCGGUGUUGUGGCCCAACCCCACAACCACCGUCACCACCACGUCAAGAAGGAUGCCGCCUCGCCUAUUGGUAAGCGAGACGUCGUCGUCGUGUACGAGAACGGCCCUACCGUGACCACCUAUGAGCUUGGAGGAACGCCCAUCAGUGAAGAGGAGGCGAAGAAGGGUAUUCAAGACGGUCUGUACGUCGUCAUUGGCGAGACCACCCCCAGCUCGAGCCCUCUCCCUCCUGCUUCGACCUCCAAGUCCCCCCAGCCUUCGAAGGAUGCCCAAUUCUUCGAGGCAAAGGUUGAGAAGUCCACCCCCUCGCCGACUCCGACCCCGACCCCGACCCCGACUCCGUCGCCCUCUCCUUCGAGCAAGGCAGCUCCCACCUCCACCGCGUCCCCAAGCGGAGGUUCCAGUGGCGGCGGUGUCGACUCCGAAUUCCCCAGUGGCACGAUUCCUUGUUCCCAUUUCCCCUCCGACUACGGUGCGGUGCCCGUUGACUAUCUCGGUACCGGCGGCUGGACCGGCAUCCAGAAAACCCCCGACUACAGCAUUGGCGAUGCGGUCAUCUCUUUCAUCGAGACCGCCGUCUCGGGUGACUCUUCAUGCCCCAAGAAGUCAUUCUGCUCGUACUCUUGCGGUGUUGGCUACCAAAAGACACAGUGGCCUUCCGCCCAGGGUGCGACCAAGCAGUCCAUCGGUGGAAUCUACUGCAACAGCAACGGGUUCCUGGAGCUCACCCGACCCGAAAAGACAACCCUCUGCGAACCCGGCGCCGGCGGUGUCACUGUGAAGAACGACCUCGACCAGCAGGUCAGUGUUUGCCGUACCGACUACCCUGGUACCGAGUCCAUGGUCAUCGCCACCGUUCCUCAGCCUGGCCAGACGUUGGAACUGACCAACCCGCUCUCUUCCGACUACUACGUCUGGGACGGCAGCCCUACCACCGCCCAGUACUAUGUCAACAAGGCCGGCUACAGCGCCGAGGACUCUUGUGUUUGGAAGAGCUCUUUGGACCCUCUUGGCGCUGGUAACUGGGCGCCCAUCAACGUUGGUACUGGCAAGAGCGCCGACGGCAACACGUACAUCUCCAUCUUCAACAACGCACCCACCUCGGUCGCCAAGCUCGAUUUCAACGUUGAGAUCGUCGGUGAUGUUAACAGCAAGUGCGCGCUCAUUGACGGCGUUUACACUGGAGGUGGCACUGGCUGCACUACGGCCAUUUCCGGCAAUGGAAAGGCCACCAUCCGAUUCUUCAAGUAA